Messenger RNA from Castor canadensis (American beaver), 2758 nucleotides. Lineage: Eukaryota; Metazoa; Chordata; Mammalia; Rodentia; Castoridae. The record is from RefSeq and is a predicted model, not a curated record.
CGUCGGCUGGGGAAACCCCAGCUUUCUCUGGUUGGUGGAGAAACCGGGCUGUCUGGGCCGGUCCAGGGCUGGCUGUCCCGCCCCUGGGCAGGGUGGAGGGCAGGCAGGCCUAGCACAGCUGACUCUGGAACUCUCACUCAUGUGACCACCGAGGCUCCCUGCUCUGGGACUUGUCCCCAGCCUCAGAGGACGCUUGGAGGGACUCCGAUGAGGAGCAGCAGAGCUGCAGGCUUAGAGAGAUUAAUCAGUGACAGGAGCCACCUCUGUCGGGGGUGACCGGUUGUGGUCAGAGGAGUCUGACCUGCUGCCCAUCUGCCCGCCACUCACCUCUCCCUGCUCCACCAUGGGCCACCUCGGGGCUUUUCUCUUCCUUCUGGGGACCCUGGGGGCUGUGGCUGACAUCUGUGAGUCACCGCAGGCGGACAGCCAGGUGGUGAAGAAGCUGGGCCAGCGCCUCUUGCCGUGGCUGGACCGUGUGUCCCCUGAGCAUCUGAACCCCAGCCUCUACUUGGGCCUCCGCCUCUCCAGCCUGCAGGCCGGGGCCAAGGAGGACCUCUACCUGCACGGGCUCAAGCUGGACUAUCAGCAGUGCCUCCUGAGAUCUGACGAUGACAAUGACAACAGUGAGUGCCAGACCAGGCCGUCCAUGGGUCAGCUGGCUGUCUACCUCCUGGCCCUCAGGGCCAACUGUGAGUUCGUCGGGGGCCGCAAAGGGGACAAGCUGGUGUCGCAGCUCAAGUGGUUCCUGGAGGAUGAGAAGAAGGCCAUCGGGAACGAUCACAGUGGCCAACCCCACAGCAGCUAUUACCAAUAUGGCCUCAGCAUCCUCGCCCUAUGCGUCCACCAGAAGCGGGUCCACGACAGCGUGGUGGGCAAGCUCCUGUACGCUGUGGAGCACGACCACCUCCACCAGGGCCACCUGUCUGUGGACGCCCUGGCCAUGGCUGGCUUGGCCUGCUCCUGUCUGGAGCGCAUGGACUUCAACCCUGAGAUGCGUCAACGGAUCGCCACGGCCUUGGGGACAGUGCGGGGGAAGAUCCUGCUGGCCCAGACCCCCGAGGGCCACCUUGGCAAUGUCUACAGUACCCCGCUGGCACUGCAGUUGCUGAGGGCUUCUUCCCCUGAGCCCGGGGCGGAGCUGGGCACAGUGUGUCUGAAGGCGGGGACAGCUCUUCUGGCCAGCAUAAAGGAGGGGGCCUUCCAGAAUGUUCUCAUGAUUUCUCAGCUGCUGCCUGUCCUCAACCGCAAGACCUACCUGGACCUCAUCCACCCAGAGUGCCAGGCGCCCAGAGUCAUGUUGGUGGCCCCUCCUGAGGACCCUGCACCCAUCCACGACCCCGCGACCAUCAGUGUCACACUGAAGGUGAACAGUGUCCUGCCACCAUACAAACAGGCCAUCGCCAUGCCGGCUGGGUCCUCCUUGGAAGACGUCCUGAAAAAGGCCCAGAAGCUAGGAGGAUUCACGUAUGGGACACAGGCGUCCUUGUCCGGCCCCUACCUGACCUCCGUGAAGGGGAAACCAGCUGGGCACCGGGAGUUCUGGCAGCUCCUCCGAGACCCCGACACCCCCCUGCAGCAAGGCAUCGCUGACUACAGACCCCAGGACGGAGAAACCGUGGAACUGAGGCUGGUUAGCUGGUAGCCUUGAAUGGCCUUGGUCCUCCCAGAAACCUCUGCACACUGGGAGCAAUGUCCCCAAUCACCACAGCCACCACCCCUGCGGGAAUCUAAGCCAAGGCCCACCCCAGAGAAGAGCCACACACCUUCUCUGGGAAGCCUGUCGGCCCAGCCUGGCCCUGCCUGGCCUGCAGGCCACCCACGAAGUCCACCCCACGGUCUGAGGGACAGGUGGCACUCAGCCUUCUGACAGCAGGAGAAGAGGUUCUGCUGGUGGCUGUGGCGUUGUGAAGACCACUGCUUUGGGACUGGAGACCAGCACGGAGGCCUCCAUGGCCCAGGGGCUGUGGCCGUGUCCCCCUCUUUCCACUGUAUAGACAGAGGGAAGUCCCAGAGGUGGUCAUGGGUGACAGCUGGUGAGACUGCUCACCCUCCUCCAAAAUGAUUAAAGCCCGAUUCUUGUGUGAGCAUGUGGACGGUGUCCUGAGUCUCCUAGGGACAGGGACAGGGAGGACAGCAGGGCACGUGAGCACAGGGAGUCACCCUAGCCAUGGCAUGGGCUAGAUACGCACUGUUCAGUGCAGCUCUGGGGGGCUGUGAAUGCUUUCAUUUUUAUCUGUGCUUUAUGGACAAGGAAAGGGGGGAUGAAAAAGGAAAGUGACUCAGCCAGUAGCUCACACCUGUAAUCCCAGCUACUUGGGAGGCUGAGAUCGGGAGGAUCACAGUUCGAGGCCAGCCUGGGCAAAUAGUUCUCAAGACCCCCAUCUCCAAAAAACCAGAGCAAAAUUGACCAGAGGUGCAGCUCUAGAGGUAGAGGACCUGCUUUGAAAGCAUGAAAGCUCCGAGUUCAAAUCCCAGUCCAACCAAAAAAAAGAAAAAAAAGAAAAGAAGUCUUAAGGGCCUGGGGGGUGGGUGGACAGGAGUAAGGGGUUCCUGGGCCAGUUUGCUACUGGGCUCAGCUGCUCCCAAGUUGGUGGGCUGGAUCAUUUCAGCAAAUACCCUUGGGUACUGGGGAUGGAACCCAGGGUGCUUUACCACCGAGCUACACCCUGGGCCCCAGCAGGUGACCUUUCAGUAAUUUGCUGCCAGUCUCUUUCAUCUGGGAGGGGCCUGUGGCCUCCUUAGGCCAUGUCACAGGGGC